GGCCCGCACGGGGAGGCAACGAGUACUCGCGUCAGCGACUGUGGGAGGAGAAGCACCAUGAGCAAGUCUGCACUGACGCAGUCGCUGUUGGCAGAGGGAGCGGCGGACGGUGGCGGCGGAAGGAGCGGAAGUGGGCAGGGCGGGACCAGCACGCCGUCGCUCGACGACUUUGAGGUCCUGUACAAGAUCGGGACGGGGCUUGUGGGCCAGGUCUACCUUGUGAGGCACGUAGGGCUCAACACGACAUACGCCAUGAAGGUCAUUCCCAAGGCCUUUGUCCUCGAGACCAACAUGUAUGCCCACGCCCAGUCCGAGUGCCACAUCCUUCGCUCGGUCUCGCACCCGUUUGUCGUCCGCCUCGUGUUCUCCUUCCAGACUCCCGAGUCGCUUGUUCUCAUCAUGGAGUUUAUGCAUGGCGGUGACAUGGCGUUCCUCCUUCGCAGGCGAGUCAUGCUCCGCGAGGACGAGGUCCGCUUCUACGCCGCCGAAAUCGCCACCGCCCUCGUCUUCCUCCACUCGCAGUCGAUUGUCCACCGCGACCUCAAGUGCGGCAACAUCCUGCUCGACAUCGAGGGCCACGUCUGCCUCACAGACUUUGGCUUUGCCAAGCGCCUGGCGCCCGAGGCAAGUGCUGCUCACACGUACUGCGGGACUGGCGCAUACAUGGCGCCCGAAAUCCUGGCCCAGGACGCCGGCGGCCACGGCUUUGCCGCCGACUGGUGGUCGUUUGGCGUCGUCCUCUUUGAGAUGCUGACCGGCGGCAAGCCGUUCGGCCUUGGCUCGCCGGCCAUCGACGGCACUGACGAGGAUGCUCUGGCCUCGGCCCGCCUUGCCGCCAUCACCUCGUCGGACCUCGUCUUUCCCGACUUUCCGGCGCUCUCCGACGAGGCCAAGGACUUGCUGGUCUGCCUCCUCGACCGCAACCCGCACGCCCGCCUCGACGGCCCAGGCGUCAUGGCUCAUCCGUUCUUUGCCGGCCUCGACUGGGAUGCUGUCGUCGACCUAGAGCUCGAGCCGCCGUGGGAGCCGUACAUCGAGUACUCGGACGACGAGGACGAGUUCAUCGAGUGCUUCCCCUCGUCGCUCACCGACAACUCACCCAUCUCGCGCAUGGCCGCCUCGCCCUCGCUCGCCCGCGCCGCCCGGCCCAUAGCCUCAUCGCCGGCAGCCUCUGUUCCGGCCUCGGCCGUCGCUGUCUUUCCGGCAUUCUCGUACACCUCGCCGUCGACAGCCUCGGCGCUCGGCCUCGUUCCAGCCGUGCCCGAGGCUGCGUCGGACAUUCCGGCCUACCAGCGCGAGCGCCCGCUCUCCUACCGCCACCACGGCUCGCUCGCGGGCGGCACCGCCGACACCACUGCGUCGACCGAUUCGGGUGAGGCCUCGCGCGCCAUCCCGCUCUCGCGCCGGUCCACCCUCCAGCCCAUCGACGCUUCUGCCGGCUCCUCGCCGCGCUCACCGACUCUCUUUGCCAUGUCGCCGCCGUAGUAGCGACCUGUAAGCAACUCAUGUUGUGGUGAGCGAGCCCGGCAGGAAAGCACUUCUCCGCCAUCUGCUGUAUUAAACAUCGUUACUUUCCCUUGA
Messenger RNA from Thecamonas trahens ATCC 50062, 1581 nucleotides. Its product is annotated as AGC protein kinase. The record is from RefSeq and is a predicted model, not a curated record. The transcript has a single exon. NCBI's taxonomy places the organism in Eukaryota, Apusomonadida, Apusomonadidae. Gene Ontology annotation, molecular function: protein serine/threonine kinase activity; ATP binding. Bases 58 to 1485 code for a protein of 475 amino acids. Gene Ontology annotation, biological process: protein phosphorylation.